Messenger RNA from Coffea arabica (coffee), 954 nucleotides. Its product is annotated as protein NRT1/ PTR FAMILY 5.10-like. Gene Ontology annotation, cellular component: membrane. Gene Ontology annotation, molecular function: transmembrane transporter activity. Gene Ontology annotation, biological process: transmembrane transport. The record is from RefSeq and is a predicted model, not a curated record. NCBI's taxonomy places the organism in Eukaryota, Viridiplantae, Streptophyta, Magnoliopsida, Gentianales, Rubiaceae.
AUGGCUAUACAGAUUAUAAAGGAUAUGCACCGAAUCGAUCAAAAGCUGGAGGAUGGAAAUCUGCAGCAUUCAUCUGGUCAGGAAAUCUCUCUGCUCUUUCUUUUGUCCACCUUUCUAUUGGCUGAUCAGAAACUAGAAAUAUUGAUUGAAUUGGCUUCAUUCACUUUCAUGCAAGGCAAUAAAGAUAAAGAAAUCCCUGAUGAGAGAAUCCAUGCACAAUUCGCUCAAGUGACAGAUGCUUCAUACAGCAACGAGAAUCCUCAAAGCUCUAAAAACCAAAGAAUAUUUGUGGUUAGGUUUCUGGAGGAUGUAUUAUCUGCAGCUGAUGGUGAUGCAAAGAACAUCGAUACAAUCUCCAACAGGAAUAACAAGACGAACGUUUUAAAGCUGCUUCCUAUAUGGAAUACUUGCUUAACAUACACAAUUUCAUAUUCUCAAGCCACCACAUUUUUUACCAAGCAAGCAAGUGCUGUGGAUAGAUCAUUAGGCCCAACUAUUAACAUUCCGGCAGCCUCACUAAGGACUUUCAUCGCUUUUUCUAUUUUGUUCGGCAUUACGAUUUAUGAUCAAAUUUUUGUGCUAAUUGCAAAAAAGGUUACAGGAUAUUCUUCUGGUAUAACAAAGUUGCAGCGAAUACGAACUGGGAUGGCCAUAUCUGUCCUUAACAUGGUUGUUGCAGCUCUGGCUGAAAUGAAACGACUCAAAAAUGCUGGUGCCUUAGGCAGAGGAAAUUUCUUGAGCAGUUUUCUCAUUUCUGCAAUUGAGAAAGUGACAAGUGGAAAUGGAAGAGACAGUAGGCUCUGUGAUAAUUUGAAUCAUGCACAUCUUGAUUACUUCUAUUGGUUGCUUGCUGGAGUUGGGGUUUUGGGUUUAGUUGUCUAUGCAUACCUAGCAAAUUCAUACAAAUAUGAGGGAUAUGCUUCUAGAAAGAAGAGGAUCCAAAACAUUGAUUAA